Messenger RNA from Papilio xuthus (Asian swallowtail), 1093 nucleotides. RefSeq lists its product as uncharacterized. The transcript has 5 exons. The record is from RefSeq and is a predicted model, not a curated record. The coding region runs from base 526 to 1041 and encodes 171 amino acids. NCBI's taxonomy places the organism in Eukaryota, Metazoa, Arthropoda, Insecta, Lepidoptera, Papilionidae.
GAGAUACCUUCUAAUAAACAUCCAUACAGACGCAUUUAUAAUAUUAGUAAUAUUAUAUUUCAAUAUAUAGGACGAGCUAUUUCAGACUACGAGACGAAGUUCUUCGCGGACCGAAUUCAUAAAUAUGCUGAUGUCACCCUUCAACAUUGUACAAUGAAAAUGCACUUUAUUGCAAUACCAAUGAGUCUAAAUUAGAUUGCAUAUCCAUUAUAUACUGUAAUCUAAUAGGUUAAGAUUAUUACUUGUCAUUUGUGGUAGGAAAUGAGGUUCGCUGUAAUUUAAGAUGUUAUUGUAGUUAGGUUAUGGUAAAAAAAAAUAUUGUCUUUGAAUGCUUUAAUAUAUGCGAUUUAAGAAAAAAAUAUCCUUUACUUCCGUAUGAGUUAUAUUGACUAAUAAAAAGUUUGACACUUUUAAUUUCUUUUUAAACUUUUUUUUUUAAUGACAAAAGCUUAAGUCAUAAUGCCACUUCAAGUUAAGUGACGACAAAAGAUAAUACGCAUAAGCUACUCUUGAUACAGAAACAAGAUGGUGCUACCUAUGUUACGAAGAUGUUGCGGAUGUCUCUCGUUGGAGACAGGAUGUUUCGCACUAUGCAUUAUGUCUAUUUUAUUCUGCAUAACAUACAUAGUAGUGGGGGCGUGGAAUCUUCCUCGUCACAGGCUGAGAGAGACAGAAGAUAACCUCAUCUCCAUGACUAUGAUUAUGUUCUCUACUCUCUCUGGCAUCAGUAAUCUUGUUGUGUUGGCAGGCAUGGGAUUUAGACGUCCAGAAUUCCUGCAGCUAUCGAUCUUAUUUAAUUCGUUCUUCAUCCUGUGCCUGUUCCUAGUGGCUGCUGUGACGUGUCUCUUUAGCAGCGAGCUCCGACCACAUCUUGAAAGCCCUAUACACAUCGUCGCUGUUGUCUUCUUGUUCGUUGCUGGAGCUGGUUAUUCUUUAUACUACUUGACGGUUGUGAAUAGUUUGUACAGAAAGAUGAAAGAAUCUUACGGCGACACAGAACUACCCAAACAAAGAACGAACCGGAUAAAUAGUGAUUUUUAAUUUAUAACUAAUAUUUAUUAUUUAAGGUUAGAUUAAGUUUGUUUUGAAUAAA